Molecule: messenger RNA, 5244 nt
Organism: Passer montanus (Eurasian tree sparrow)
Lineage: Eukaryota; Metazoa; Chordata; Aves; Passeriformes; Passeridae
Gene: FNBP1L
Product: formin binding protein 1 like
Exons: 16
Coding region: 16-1899 (627 amino acids)
Biological process (GO): signal transduction
Molecular function (GO): protein binding
Source: RefSeq, a predicted model, not a curated record
AAACAGCCGCAGAGGAUGCAGGAAAUACUUGUUGAAAAGUACAAGGGAGUGUUGGUGUCUCAAGCGAAGCAAACAAUAAUCCCUUGGUAUGAUGAGGAUCAGUUUGAUAACUUGGACAAGCAUACACAGUGGGGCAUUGACUUCUUGGAGAAAUACGCAAAAUUUGUAAAGGAAAGGAUAGAAAUUGAGCAAAACUAUGCAAAACAACUGAGAAAUCUGGUUAAGAAGUACUGUCCUAAACGCUCACCAAAAGAUGAGGAGCCCAGGUUUACUUCGUGUAUUGCCUUUUUUAAUAUCCUCAAUGAGUUGAACGACUAUGCCGGACAGCGAGAAGUAGUUGCAGAGGAAAUGGGACACAGAGUGUAUGGAGAAUUGAUGAGAUACUCUCAUGAUCUGAAAACUGAGAGAAAAAUGCAUCUUCAGGAAGGGCGAAAGGCUCAGCAGUAUCUGGACAUGUGCUGGAAACAGAUGGAUAAUAGCAAAAAGAAAUUUGAGAGAGAAUGCAGAGAGGCAGAGAAGGCACAGCAAAGCUAUGAACGACUGGACAACGACACCAAUGCAACAAAGGCUGAUGUUGAGAAGGCUAAGCAACAGUUAAACCUGCGCACACACAUGGCUGAUGAAAACAAAAAUGAAUAUGCUGCACAACUACAGAAUUUUAAUGGGGAACAGCACAAACACUACUACAUCGUCAUUCCUCAGAUUUACAAGCAACUUCAAGAAAUGGAUGAAAGAAGGACUAUCAAGCUUAGUGAAUGUUACAAAGGCUUUGCUGACUCCGAGCGCAAGGUUAUUCCAAUUAUCUCAAAAUGCUUGGAAGGGAUGAUCCUUGCAGCAAAGUCAGUUGAUGAACACAGAGACUCUCAACUAGUGAUAGACUGCUUCAAAUCUGGUUUUGAGCCUCCUGGAGAUUUUCCAUUUGAAGACUACAGUCAGAAUAUUUACAGAACUAUCUCUGAUGGAACCAUCAGUACACCAAAGCAGGAGGGAAUGAGAAUUGAUACAAAAACUACAGUCGGCAAGGCUAAAGGAAAGCUGUGGCUGUUUGGAAAGAAACCAAAGCCACAAUCCCCACCCCUAACCCCUACUAGUUUAUACACAUCCAGUACUCCUAAUGGGUCCCAGUAUCCCAUAUUCUCCAUUGAACCAGUGCAUUAUUGCAUGAGUGACAUAAAAACAGGGAAGCCCAGAAUUCCUUCUUUCAGAAGCCUCAAAAGAGGGUGGUCGGUGAAGAUGGGCCCUGCACUAGAAGAUUUCAGCCACCUCCCUCCAGAACAAAGGCGCAAGAAACUGCAGCAGAGAAUUGAUGAACUUAACAGAGAGCUACAGAAGGAAACAGACCAAAAAGAUGCCCUCAUCAAGAUGAAGGAUGUUUAUGAAAAGAAUCCACAGAUGGGCGAUCCAAGCAGUUUGCAACCAAAAUUAACUGAGACUAUGAGCAAUAUGGACCGUCUUCGGAUGGAAAUACACAAGAAUGAGGCCUGGCUGUCUGAAGUUGAAGGUAAAGUCGCCAGAAGCGACAGGCGGCACAGCAGCGACAUCAACCACCUUGUCACCCAGGGCCGAGAGAGCCCUGAAGGCAGCUACACGGACGAUGCCAACCAGGAGGUGCGCGGCCCGCCACAGCAGCACGCUCACCCCAGUGAGUUCGAUGAUGAGUUUGAAGAUGAUGAUCCAUUACCAGCUAUAGGACACUGCAAGGCAAUUUAUCCGUUUGAUGGUCAUAAUGAAGGCACCCUAGCAAUGAAAGAAGGGGAAAUUUUGUACAUUAUUGAGGAGGACAAAGGAGAUGGGUGGACAAGAGCUCGAAGACAUAAUGGAGAGGAAGGCUAUGUGCCAACAUCAUAUAUAGAUGUAACGCUAGAGAAAAACAGCAAAGGUGCAGUAACAUAUAUCUAACAGUAAAACUGGCAGCUCUCAGUUGUACAUUCCCCAGGGAAAAUAGUGGAAAAAUUGUAAGUUAUACAGGCUCAUGGAAAGAAUUACAGAAUCAGAAGUCAGCAAUGAUCUGUUGUUUGCAUGGGGAGUUAGCUGUAGUCCUUUCAGAGAUGACCACAUUAAAUUAUGCAUCUCACAUUGGUCUGCAAUUUUGACCAGUGUCUUCUGCUUUCCUGCUUUAUAAAGCACUAAAUCAAAUUCAGCUAUUGAACUAAAAAAGACAAAGAUUCCUGCUUGUUCUGUGGAAUUCUUAGUUUUUACAGAAACUGAAAAAAUACUUAAGUUUUAAAGAUCUCUAAGAUUUACUGUUCCCACUUUUAUGACUUAAACUAUAUUCUUAAAACAGAGAUCUUUUUCCUCUAAUAACUAACUGAACUCAGUUACUGAAAAUUAUUAAUUUCCUUCCUUAGCAAAUACUUGGCAGCUUUCACUUCUUAAACAGGAAAAUGUUUUCUGAUUCUGAAAGUUCAACAAAAAUACUCAGGAAAAAACAUUAUGAUUAAGAAGGACAGAAAGUCCACUGACCUAUCUCCUUCCUUUUCAGUACUUGUAACGUAGAAUGUUCUGUAUGUGACAUGAUGUCAUUGUUUUAACUCUAGAUACCUUGAACAAACAAAAAAAGAUCACGUGUAAUGCUUGAUGUCUUAAUGGAAACUCUCUGCUCCUGAUAAGGGAAUGAUUUUAUAUUCUUAAUCUGUGUGUGUUAACUAAGUCUUUGAAUUGUAUUGUGUUUAGUCUGAAGACAUUGUCUUAAAUGUACAGGAAUUCUCCUCAUUGUUAAAUCACUGAGGAUUGGAAACUGCAUUGCACAACUUGAUUACUGGGAAAAAAAAAGCUUAUUUUGUAUUUCUAAUGAGAGUUUGUGGAAUUAAGUAGAAGGCUAACUUACAGCCACUGAGAAUGGCCUGUUAGAACUGAGCACGCUUCUCUGUCUUCUAAAGGCCUUCAGUAACUUUGUUCUUUUCUUUUUCCUCUUGGACUGCAGGUUCCUGAAGCGGGUUUCUGAGAAAAUGGGCGAGAUCUUGAAGGAGGUUACAUGCAGCUGCUGGGGGGGUGGGGGUGGGGAGGGGAGGGGUGCUAGACUGGGAGGCCCAAGGGACAAGCUAGUUGCAUGAAUGCAUGCAGACAUACAUUUAGUAGUCACUAACAUCUUAGCAUCUCCAUAUAUAGGUAAGGAUGUAUUACAAAAUCUUCAAUUUGUGCAGGAAAAUAGAGUUCCAUUACCAGAGUAAAAAGGCUACUGCUCCUAAAAUUGCUUUGUUUUCAUUGUCCUAGGUUGUCCUAGGUGCACAAACUAUAUUUUAGCUUGUGCUACGUUUUGAUUUUCUCAAUGAUACUCAUUUCCAAGUCACUUUUAUUGGCAGUCAUUUAGAGCCCUGUGUCAGUUAUCAGUCUGCCUGUGCCACCUCCAUGCUCGCCGUUAACCUCCUCCUGCAUGCCUAGGACACUCAGGCAUGUUCUGUGUAACACUUCGCCAUCAUUGCUCAUCUUGUUUUGUAACAAAUCAUUUUCUUUAAAUAUCUUCAGCACUAGAGUUUCAUCCCAGUAUCCAUGUAUGCUGCUAUAACAAUACCACUGCAACCAUCAUUACAUUCCAGAUGUUUGGCAUAACUGAUAAGCGACUGUAAGGUAUUUUGUUAAUUUGGGGAAAUAAUGCAUCUCAGCUCUAGCCUACAAUGCAAUCAAGAGAAACUUCUAGAACUGUGGUCCACCUUCAGCCCUUCAGUAACCUGUUGUGAGCACUGACAGCCUGGAGCACAACCAGAGGAUUCACCACUGCAAGUUAAUGACUGUUUUCAGAAGUCAACCACUUGCCAUUCAACUGCUGCCUUAAACUAGAGUGCCUAAAUCUGUUGUUUGCCAACACUACCACUUACAGUAUCCCACAAAGGGCUUUGAGUCUCAGCUCUUUCCACAGUGCUGCAGCUGCUGAGGUAGCCACGGUAGGUGUUUUCUAGAGCUCUACUUUACUGGAUACAUGGUGCAUCCAUGACUUUUAUACAUUGAAAUGUGUAUCUCUUCAUUUGACUUUAAUAUUUUUUUAAAAGAUUUUUAUGGAAACUGUCUUUUAGUUUUUCACUAUGACGUUCCAAUUUCAAUUACUGCAGUGCUAGUCCAUUUCCAGGUGAUGCUUCAUUGUAUGGACCAGGUGACAUUUGAGUGAUACUUCGUAAUGAUCUUUGUGCACUUUUACUUGUAAACAAUUGAAAUUUGGAUAUGUUUAUACGUGUAAAUAUAGUUGUCUGCAGUGCCCCUAUUGCUUAUGUUGUCUUGCCUCCCAUUUGUGGUUCUAUUAAUAAGUACAUCAUAUAUGAUUGAUUAGGGUGAUAAGACUUAGACUAGAAAUGUUGGGGGGGAGGGACACUUACAUCAACACAAGCUUGUCAACCCAGCCACCUGCUGUUUGGCAGUGUAUGAUGGAAUAAUAAUUAAAACAUCCUGUUUUUCUGGGGUCUGAAGCAAUAUGUGGAUGCAGCAGUGCUGGAUUCUUUUUCAUUUCAGUGUUAGUAGGAACUGUACUACCAGUAAAACUGAAUUUGAGUGACUUGUGUAGAGGUUUAUUCCUUUGUUAUGUAUACCACUAUUACACAGCUUGACCUAGUGUAUUAUGGGGCCUAUUAAACUCUAAAGUUUAGAUUUUUGGAGCUUGUAUACAGGGUUAUUUAUAUAAUAAUGUGACAUUACUCAAUACUGACAAAACUACUUAGGUAGUUUUUUUGGGUUUGGGCUUUUUGGGGGGGGUGUUGGGAUUGGGAUUUUUUUCUUUUCUUUUUUUUUUUUCUUUUUUAAAAAUUUAGUACUUUUUUAUUUUGGAGAAAACUCAGUGAUCCUUGUGGGUCCCUUCCAACCCAGAAUAUUCUGUGAUUCUGUAAUUCUGUGAAGAGGAAGAAAUGUGAUCUGUGUAUUUUCUGGUUGAGGGCCUGUGGUCUGCCUGGCUAACAGCCUCGGAGGUCAGUAAUAACACUUCCUGGUAAAAGACUAAAUGUUCUUUUCACACUACUGUUUGUUUUUCUGAAACCAGGAUUUGCUUCCUUUGGAGGCAGGUUGCUUUCAAGAGGGAUAGUGCAACUUGUAUGAGGGUUAUUAAACAUAGGAAAAAGCAUUUGUACUUGCACAGCUUAUAAAUCACUUACUCUAAAAUUCUGAACGUGAGUUGUCUUAAAGAAUCAAACAUUUUCCAGUAAUUUUUUAAUCCUUUUUUGUGCACAUGUUGAUUUCCUAAAUGUUAAAUGCUUUGUUUAAAAAUAGUGUUCUCUGUUGAGAAUAUUUUCAUGGAAUAAAAAAAUCUUUUCAUGGUCUAAGUAA